This is a messenger RNA of Pseudozyma flocculosa PF-1, 804 nucleotides long. RefSeq lists its product as uncharacterized. The record is from RefSeq and is a predicted model, not a curated record. The coding region runs from base 1 to 804 and encodes 267 amino acids. The transcript is spliced from 5 exons. NCBI's taxonomy places the organism in Eukaryota, Fungi, Basidiomycota, Ustilaginomycetes, Ustilaginales, Ustilaginaceae.
AUGUCGUACGCCUCCGUCGCCGCCCACAACGCCCCUCCGGAGUCUGAGCAGCCCCGGCCCGACCCCGGCCUCCUCGAGGGCCAGAACGUCGACCACAGCGAUGUCAACAACCACCUCCCCGACGUCGACUCGGGCAAGGUCAACGUGAUCCCCUCGGACGCAGACCUCGAGCACCUCAAGACCGAGUCGCAGGAAGCCUACGAAAAGGCCGUCGCAGAGGCCCGCGAGGCGCGCGCCCAGGCCGAGCGCGACGCAAAGGCGGCAAAGGACAAGGCGGCCGCCACCGCAAAGGACGCCGGCGACAAGGCCGAAAAGGCCGCAAAGGACGUCGGCGACAAGGCAAAGCAGCUCGGCAACGAGGCCGACAAGGCCGCCAGCGACGCCAGCUCAAAGGCCCAGCAGUACGCAAAGGACGCCCAGAACCUCGCCAAGGACGCCGGCAACCGCGCCUCGAAGCUCGCCGGAGACGCCAAAAAGGAGGUCGAGAAGGACACCCGCGAGCUCAGAAAGAGGGCCAAGGAGGAGGGCAAGAAGAUCAAGAAGGCGGCGGGCGAGGCCGGCGAGGAGAUUGAGUCGUUCUGGAACCGAUUCUCGAGCGACCCGGACAUGUGGCUUCCCGCCCUCGGUGCCCUCAACGUCGCUCUGCUGGGCGGCCUCGGCUUCUACGCCUACACAAACAAGGACCAGGUGCAGCGCACCGACCGUCGCCUGCUGAGCGCCGUCACCGUCGGCAUCCUCGGCCUCGUCGGCGGACAGGGAUACUGGGCUCAGGAGACUGCGCGCAAGCAGCGUCGCUCGCUCUAA